This is a messenger RNA of Rhopalosiphum padi (bird cherry-oat aphid), 2568 nucleotides long. RefSeq lists its product as uncharacterized. Bases 1 to 2568 code for a protein of 855 amino acids. Lineage: Eukaryota; Metazoa; Arthropoda; Insecta; Hemiptera; Aphididae. Gene Ontology annotation, molecular function: nucleic acid binding. The transcript is spliced from 2 exons. The record is from RefSeq and is a predicted model, not a curated record. Gene Ontology annotation, biological process: DNA integration.
AUGUUCAACACUUAUGUAGAUGAUAUCUGCGUUGGGGGAGACACAAUAGACGAAGUAAUCGCACUCCAAACCGAUUUAAUUAACGUACUACAAAGGGCAGGAAUGAGCUUAAAAAAGUGGUCAAGCAAUACCGUCGCGGUGUUAGAUAGGGUACUCCCUGAAGAUAGGGCCGGCGGGAUGUUGUCUUUUGACGAUGACACUCGGAGCGGUUCCAAGGUACUAGGGCUUCAGUGGUCACAACGCGAUGACACAUUUUUAUAUAUUGUUCAACCUGAACGUUUAGUUUCAACUAAGCGGGGUAUGCUGUCGCUAAUUGCCCGCAUAUUCGACCCGCUUGGUCUAUUAGCGCCCGUGAUAUUUUUUGCAAAACAAUUAAUGCAACGAGUAUGGCAACUUGGUAUUUCAUGGGAUGACCCGUUGCCCCCUGAAAUAGUCGACGUGUGGAAUAGGUUCGUUACAGAUCUCCCCGUGUUACAACAAGUAACUAUUCCCCGUUUCAUUGGUACUCAGCUUGGCGUACAAGGUGUUCUAUGUGGUUUCUGUGACGCGUCCGAGAAGGGCUAUUCUGCGGUCGUUUAUUUAAGGUUAUCUAACCAAUCCGGACCACCAUUAGUGUCAUUGUUAGGUGCUAAAACCAAAACAGCUCCCCUCAAGGCGUCGACAAUUCCACGGUUGGAACUAUGUGCGGCGGUCUUACUCGCUCGGUGGAUGGUUCGAAUUAAGACCGCGUUAAACAACAAAGUUAAAAUAGUUAACUUAUAUGCAUGGUCAGACUCGACUACUGUACUUAGUUGGCUGAAGGUACCACAUGAAAAAUUUAAGGUUUUUGUUUCAAACCGUAUACACAAAGUGACAACGUUACUACCCGACUGUCACUGGGAUUAUAUAUCGUCGCUUAAUAACCCGGCAGAUUGCGCGUCGCGAGGCAUUUUCCCUACGGACUUAGUCCAUCAUAAAUUAUAUUGGUAUGGGCCCGAAAUUCUAUAUCGUGAUGUGCUCGAUGGGCCGGCGUUAAGUCAGGACAUCAAUCUCAACAAUUUACCGGAAUUAAAAACCGUGUCGCCAGCGACGUUAGUGACUAAGACAAGUGAUCCCCCCGAACCGGAAUGGUACUCACGUUUUUCCUCAUAUCCUCGUAUGAUACGUGUUGUAGCUUAUGUGUACCGUUUUAUUCAAAUUUGUAAGCGUCGUCAGAUAAUCUUAGCUCCAUUUUUAACUCGCGUCGAAUUGGACCACGCCGCCGUGGUCAUCGCUAAAUGCUCACAACGCGUUACGUUAGGUAAACUACUUCACGACCUGUUACACAACCGUCCGAUUAGCGUUGGACCUGUAGCUCGUCUCCGCCCGUUCAUAGACCAACGCGGUCUCAUUUGUGUUGGCGGCCGCCUGUCAAAUGCAGAUGUGCCGGAGACACAAAAACACCCAAUCUUACUAGGCAAGACGUCGCAUUUAUCCAUUUUAUUGAUUCGUCAUUGGCACGAAGUUACCGGUCACGGUGGACCGAGAAUAUUAACAUCUCUUAUUAACCAGUCCUACUGGAUUCUAUCACUUAAUACGCUUAUUAGGUCUGUCCUUUGUAAAUGUGUCACUUGCGUCCGCCUAGCGUCAGUUAAUCCGCAACCCAUCAUGUCUGACUUACCUACGUCUCGGGUGUCCGAAUGUCAUCCGUUUUCGCGUGUCGGAAUUGACUUCGCCGGUCCUAUUGUAAUGACUGAACACCGUUUACGCAAGGCCCGUCAGUUCAAGGUAUAUAUUGCCGUAUUUGUAUGCUUCACGGUAAAGGCUGUACACCUUGAAUAUGUGUCUGAUUUGUCGACGGAUGCGUUCUUAGCAUCGUUACAACGAUUCGUCGCACGUCGCGGACUCCCUACGGACAUUUACACCGAUUGUGGUACAAACUUUGUCGGGGCAUCAAAUCAACUACGUACGCUUGUCAAUAAUUCCGGUUUUAAGGACCAUCUCAUUUCCCAUUUCCACUGCACUUGGCAUUUUAAUCCCCCCGGUGCACCCCAUUUCGGAGGGUUAUGGGAAGCGGCUGUGCGUUCGGCAAAACGUUUAAUGACACGCAUUAUGGGAGAACAUACUUUCUCCGUUGAGGAAUUGAGCACAAUGUUGUGCCGCAUAGAGGCUAUUUUAAACUCUCGCCCUUUGGUUCAACUUUCGUCCGACCCGACGGAAUACGAUUGUCUUACCCCAGGGCAUUUUUUAAUAGGCCGCCCGCUACUCUCGAUCCCUGAAGUGAAUAUAGUUGAUACGGCGCUCCCUUUAGCUCAACGCUGGAAAUUGAUAAAUCAAUGCGCACAGUCUUUCUGGCACCGCUGGCGCAAUGAAUAUUUAAAUACUCUCCAAAUGCGGAAUCGUUGGACGACCGAUGUGCCCAACAUUUCUAUCAACGAUAUGGUUAUUGUUAAAGAACCUAACGUUCCCCCGUUACGAUGGCUUUUACUUUUACAUGAAACAUAUCUUACUCGAAUUCAUGUAACGGUCGGCCUGCUGGCCACCUCUGCUAUAAGUUAUACGUUCAAAAUGAAUGAUUUCCACGGAUUUUAUUUUGCUCCACCGUUCUAA